UGUUUCAACAAGUCAUGUGAUUCUUGCUUCCUGGUGGCGUAUGGAGUUCUGUCACACUGUAGUUAGCCGUCCAGCUUGCUAGCUGACUUAGCUCUCUUCGCUGUGCAAACGUCGACCAAAGCAGAUAGAAAGAUACUUCAUAAAACUUUGUAGCUACUUCAAGUAACUCACGAUGGCGAGUCUUUCUUUUGUAAUACCCAUGGUAGUCGUGACAGUGUUCUGGGGCAUUAUUGGUGGGGUUGUGCCGUGGUUGAUCCCCAAAGGACCAAACAGGGGGGUCAUUAUUACCAUGCUGGUGCUAACGGCAGUUUGCUGCUAUCUGUUCUGGCUGGUCGCUUUCCUGGCUCAGCUGAACCCGCUGUUCGGACCGUCCUUGAAAACCGACAUCAUCUGGUACCUGCAGUACCACUGGCCCUAGGCUCAGCUGCCCCCCCCCCCCCCGGCGGGUGAAACAAGAGGCUUGGCUGUCUUCAGAAUCCCUUCCAUAGAAACGGAACAUUCCUUUUAAACCCCGCGCCUUGGCCGGGGAGCUGUGUGAUCCCCUCUGUUCAGGAGAGAAGCACAAUGCCUCCAGUAGCAAUUUGCUCAACUUAAAUCCAAAAAGGAUUUGGGAAGAAUUCCACUUGAGAUGUACAAGAUUAGCUCAUGUAAAUUCUGCCCGUCUCUGGGCCUGUUUGCUGUGUGACUCUGUCUCUUCUCAGUUGACUGGCACGCUUAAAAAAAAAAAAAGAAAAGCGAAAACAUUUUAAUAAACUUUUACCAUGAGUGCACACCGCUCAAACAGACCGACCGGACGAAGUUUAAAUAUUUAUUUCAGUUAAGACGUGUUCCUUAUUUUCACCGUGUCCUUACGGUUGUGUCUGUGUGAUGAAUUUGUAUUUCUGCAAAAGCCAAGAUUAAACGAUUGUUAAAGGAGAA
Molecule: messenger RNA, 918 nt
Organism: Anguilla rostrata (American eel)
Lineage: Eukaryota; Metazoa; Chordata; Actinopteri; Anguilliformes; Anguillidae
Product: V-type proton ATPase subunit e 1-like
Exons: 4
Coding region: 173-418 (81 amino acids)
Biological process (GO): proton transmembrane transport
Cellular component (GO): proton-transporting V-type ATPase, V0 domain
Molecular function (GO): proton-transporting ATPase activity, rotational mechanism
Source: RefSeq, a predicted model, not a curated record